AAAUACUGUAAGAAAAACAGAAUGAUAACCCUAAUAAGAAAAGAAAAAAAAGAAGAAGAAGAUGAGCAAAGAUGAAGACGACGAGUACGAGCAGCAAGCAAUUUUGGAACAAGUCUUCGGCCACUCCUCCUCCUCCGAUUCCUCCUUCGAUUCAGAUUCUGAUAAUUGCUAUUCGAAAUGGGAACGCAUAGAAAAAGUAAAAGGGUUAUGGAUAGUAAGAAACUUCCUAUCAUCCCACAAACAAUCCCGCUUACUCUCAUCAAUCGCUUCUGAAAAUUGGUUCACACAACCAUCAAUCAACCAAUCAAUGCGAUUCGGUUAUCAAAACCUUCCUCGUUGGGCAAUCAAACUCUCUGAUUCAAUUUGCCAAUCAUGUUCUUCUUCGCCUUCCCCUUUUCUGCAAAAUCUUUCAAUGAGGUAUCCGUUUUUCGAUCAAAUGAUAACGAAUGUUUAUCAACCAGGUGAAGGAAUUUGUCCGCAUGUUGAUUUGUUAAAGUUUGAAGAUGGGAUUGCGAUUGUUUCGUUGGAAUCUUCUUGUGUUAUGGAUUUUACAUUGGGUGAUGAAACUGUUCCGGUUUUGCUUGAACCGGGUUCAUUGGUGAUGAUGUAUGGUGAGGCUAGGUAUGUUUGGAAACAUGAGAUUAAUAGGAAAGAUGCUGGGUUUCAAUCUUGGAAGGGUCAAUUGUUGGAUCAAACUACAAGGACUUCUAUUACUCUCAGGAAACUCUGUUCUUCUCCUCCAUCAAUCUAAAGAUCAACUCUUUUUUUUCUUCUCUUUUCAAUUUUAAUCAAAUCAGUUGAAUGUGUAGUUUUAGAUGAAGCUGAGUUUUUAAGCCAUUAGCAUGUAUAAUUCUUGUGAUGAUUUUAGAAUUGUGGAAUGAGUAAAGUUGUUACCUUUGGGAUAAACUAUUUUGAUUAAAAAAUAGCUACUCUUCUUUUUCUCAUUACAA
Molecule: messenger RNA, 950 nt
Organism: Medicago truncatula (barrel medic)
Lineage: Eukaryota; Viridiplantae; Streptophyta; Magnoliopsida; Fabales; Fabaceae
Product: alkylated DNA repair protein alkB homolog 8
Exons: 1
Coding region: 62-751 (229 amino acids)
Biological process (GO): fatty acid metabolic process; DNA damage response
Cellular component (GO): mitochondrial matrix
Source: RefSeq, a predicted model, not a curated record